Molecule: messenger RNA, 1340 nt
Organism: Coffea arabica (coffee)
Lineage: Eukaryota; Viridiplantae; Streptophyta; Magnoliopsida; Gentianales; Rubiaceae
Product: transcription factor bHLH18-like
Molecular function (GO): protein dimerization activity
Source: RefSeq, a predicted model, not a curated record
AUGGAUAAUUCAGCUACUUCAUGGUUCUCUGAUCUGGGAAUGGAGGAUCCAUUUCUGAGUGACCAAUGCGACAUUAUGGACUUCUUUGAUGAAGACAUCUGUGCUGCACUUGGAAACGACUUUCAGGGUUCUCUGCCUUCAGAAAGCAACUCCCCCACUUGCAUUUCCCACCUGAUUCCAAGAAGCAGUUCCACUACGGCUUUAUGUAAUGCAUCAUCUUCAGCUGUGGAAGUUCCUCAGCCAGCUGCCAACUUGUGUACAUCUUCAGCCAUUGAAAUUCCUCCAGGUGAAGUUGAAAGACCAGCCAGACAGCUCAAGCGCAACCGCUCCACUCCGGUAAUCCUCACUUUUGGCAACCCUAGUCCGACAGAAACAGUGAAUCCUCGACAAGUUAGUCUAGGAGGCUUGAACCCUGAGGAUGAUGCGGUUUCUGAGGUUUUGACAUCCCGUGUUUCGUUUCCAAAUCUUGAGGAGGCUACUAAAAGUGCCCCGGCACCUAAGAAAGGUCGUACCAGGCCAGCAUCACAAACAUAUGACCAUAUUAUAGCUGAAAGAAAGCGAAGGGAGCAGCUCAGCCAACGAUUUGUCGCUCUUUCAGCCAUCGUUCCCGGCCUCAAGAAGAUGGAUAAAACCUCAGUCCUUGGAGAUGCCAUCACAUACUUAAAACAUCUCAAGGAAAGAGUCAAGACACUAGAGGAGCAAGCCACAAAGCAGAAAAUGCAAUCGGUGGUGCUUGUGAAGAAAUCCCAACUCGUAGUUGAAGACGAGGGAUCUUCGGAUGAGCAACGUCCACUACCUGAAAUUGAGGCUAAACUUUGUGAUAAGAAGGUUCUUCUAAGAGUCCAUUGUGAAAAUCAUAGAGGAGUGCUACUUAAAGUGCUUUCUGAAAUUGAAAAGCUCAAUCUUGCUGUUUCUAACGCGAGUGUGGCACCAUUUGGAAGUCUGGCUCUUGACAUUACAAUCAUUGCUGGGAUGGAUAAAGAAUUCAGCCUGACCUUGAAAGAAUUGGUUCAAGGUCUUCGAUCCGCUCUUCAGCGUGCAGCACGGGAUUCUUGAAUUCUUGUCAGCUACCUAAUGGAAAAUAUGUACCUAUAUGGGCCGUCUUGUUCUUUUUCUUCUGAUUGAUGACUUACAAAGUCUUGUAUUUUGUCAUGUGACUACUGAAUGUUUAUUAUGCUCCAUUGGUAUUUAUUUACUCCCUCCGUCCCACUUUGAUAGUCCUGUUUUCCUUUUUCGUCUGUCCCAAAUUGUAGUUCACUUUCCAAUUGAAAAAUGUAGUUGUAUUUUAAUUUUCCUAAAAUGCCCUUAUUCAAUAUAAGUUGUUGUUACUAUAAACCUAC